This is a messenger RNA of Rotaria sp. Silwood1, 2721 nucleotides long. Lineage: Eukaryota; Metazoa; Rotifera; Eurotatoria; Philodinida; Philodinidae. The record is from the annotation of a GenBank genome assembly.
AUGUCGAAUGAUCAUAAACAUCAUCAGACACCACCAGAUUUUGCUGAUGAUGAUACAAAAGAUGAUGAUCAAAUGUUUAAAUCAGCAACAUUACCUGUAACUGAUGAUAUUCCACUAAGUGGAGAAGAUGAUGAUGAUGAUAGUCCAUUUGGUGAACCAUCAGUACAAAAAAAAACUCCAACAUAUGUUAAUGAAUCAUCUACUAAUAAUGAAACACCAUUCCAAGUUCCGCCGGUAACACCUACUGCUGUAAUAGAACCGCAAAUAUCAACAGCAGUGAAGCAAGAUAACCAAUUAUUUUCACGAGAUUCAAGUAUUAGUUCAACAGAAACAAAUACAUCGACAACACAACCUGUUCAUUCAACAGCAUCAUUAGAAAGUCAAUCUUCAACAUCGGCACAAGUGUCAAAAUCUAUGGCUAGUGGAACUACUGGUAUAACAACAAAUACAAAACCAACUCAAAAAAGAUCUGAUGAACAUAAUAUUGAAAUUACUGUUAGUGAUCCUACAAAAGUCGGAGAAGGCAUGUCAUCAUAUAUGACAUAUCGUAUAACAACAAAAACAACAUUAGCAAUGUUUAAAAAAAAUGAAUUUUCCGUUAAUCGUCGUUUUAGUGAUUUUCUUGGUUUACAUAAUAAACUUGUUCAUAAACAUCUUCAAUUAGGUGUUAUUAUACCCUCACCACCAGAAAAAGAUACCAUAGCUAUGGCUAAAGUUAAAAUAUCUAAAGACGAAACAAUACCAAUAGAUUUUAUUGAUCGUCGUCGUUCACAAUUAGAACGUUAUUUAAAUCGUUUAGCACGACAUGAAAAAUUAGUUCAAGAUCCAGAUUUUCGUGAAUUUAUUGAAAUGCCAAAUGAAUUACCUAAAUCAACCAAUACUCAAGCAUUAAGUAGUGCUGGUGUUUUACGUGCAUUAACAAAUUUAUCACAACAAGUUACUAAAUUAACAACUAAAACAAGUGAACAAGAUCAAUGGUUUGAAGAAAAACAUACAUUUAUAGUUGAUUUACAUAAUAAUUUAAAACAUUUAUUUAAUCAUUUUAAUACAUUAUUUAAUCAACGUAAAGAAUCAGCACAAGCAUUAAAAAGUUUAUCAACAUCAUUAAAUCAUUUAGCAACGAUUGAAGAACAUACAUUAUUAUCAAGUGCAUUAAUUGAAUUAGCUAAUGUUCAAGAUAAAAUUGAACAAAUUAAUAUUGAUCAUUCAUUAAAAGAAUAUACAAUUAUAAGUGAAUUAAUUAAAGAAUAUAUAUCAUUAUUAGAAAUGGUACAAUUAGCAUUUCAAGAACGUAUUAAAAUACAUCAACAAUGGUUAAAUGCUGAAGAUACGUUAAGAAAAAAACGUGAACAUAAAGCUAAAUUAGAACAAGCACCAAAAGGUGCUGAUAAAUUACCACAAACUGAAAUGGAAAUUAAUGAAUGGGAAGGAAAAGUAACACAUAAUAAAGAAGAUUUUGAACAUAUAUCAAUAUCAAUUCGACAAGAAUUAGAUGUUUUUGAACAAACACGUAUUGAAGAUUUUAAAAAAGCUAUUGAGAAUUAUUUAAAACAAUUAUUAGAACAACAAGAAAAAAUUUUAGAAAUUUGGGAAAUGUAUUUACCGGAAGCAAAUAAAAUUAAUAUGUAUUUAAUCUGUUAUUUGUCAUUAUUUAUUAUUUUAAUUAAACAAAUCUCCUGUCAACAAAGUUCGGUACAAAUACAAAAAAUUGAAGCUGAUCCACCUAAUCCAAAUGUUGGUGAAAGUUUAAAAAUUCGUUGUUUUUUAAUUAAUGUCGAUCCAUUUGCACAAUAUCCAACACAAUUAUUAUGGAGUAUAAGACGAUUUAGUCAAGAUCGUGAUUUUCGUAUAUUAGCAUUUGGUGGUUCAGUUCGUGAUACAUUAAGUGGUCGUGUAAGUGCACGAAAAGAAUCUGAAGAAGUUUAUGAAAUUGUUUUUCGUCCUGUACAAGAAUCUGACUCAGGUGUUGUUCGUUGUGAAUUAGCAAAUACAGAAGCACAAGUACGUCUUGAACGUACAAUUAAUGUUCUUGUACCACCAUCAAUAUCAUAUAUAACUGCUGAUGUUUCUGUACGUGCUGGUGAUCCUAUUACACUUGAAUGUCGUGCACAAGGUAAUCCACCACCAUUAUUAAUGUGGAUACGACAAGGACAAGAAUAUCCAACAUCAUAUAGUGGUAUAUAUAGAAUUGACAGUGUUAGUAAAGAUGAUCGUGGUUUAUAUAAAUGUGUUGCUGAACAACAAACAGGAAAAAAAUUAACAGCUGAAAAUUAUGUUAAUAUAUUUGUUGAUUUUGAUCCAACUGUUAUAUGUGAUCAAAUUGUUGUUGAACAAGUACCAAAUAUAAAUGCUGAUGCUGAAAUAACAUGUUCAGGUGAAGCAUAUCCAAUGAAUGUCUUAAAAUGGGAAUUUUCACAAGGUAAUACAAAUGUUCGUCGUGCUAUAACAAGUGGAGAAAAAUAUCAUAUUGAUACAAAUGUUGCAGCAGAUUCCAUUGAUAGUCGUUAUGGUAGUGGAUUAAUUAUUAAAAAUGUUGAACCAAGCGAUUAUGGUAUAUAUACAUUAAUUGUUAUGGAUGAAAGUAAACGACAAGCUAGUGGUUGGGUUGAAUUACGACCUAGUUCUUAUAUUCGACCAUUUAAUAAAGCAAUCUCCAUUUUUCAUUUUUAUUCGUAUUUUUUUAUAUUUUUAUGUCUAAUUGUAGAUAUUCUUUUACAAUGA